Molecule: messenger RNA, 4248 nt
Organism: Cetraspora pellucida
Lineage: Eukaryota; Fungi; Glomeromycota; Glomeromycetes; Diversisporales; Gigasporaceae
Source: the annotation of a GenBank genome assembly
AUGUCAAAGUAUAAAAGUCAAAAUAUUAUAAAAAAAUUCACGGUUAACAACUCUAUAGAAGCGCCAGUUAAACACAAAAAACGUAAGCUACCAAAAGCGGAUAAAGGGAAUCCUAAGAAUAAAAAACAUAAAAAAGAGGACUUUAUAGACGUAAAUGACCUUGAUUGGUCUGAGGUUUUAUGUCCAGACUCUGUGUUUCUAGGUGGUGAUGAAGAUUUGGGUGGUUUUCUAUGUUUGGAGGAAAUCAAUAAUGUUGAUGUUGAAUAUGAAAAAACCGCUACUAAAGGGUGCACGAUUAAAUUUACGAAAGUUGCAUCUAAUAAACCGAUUACAAAGAAAAAAAAUCCACCUGCAAGGCCUCACGAACCAUUGCCUAUAGAAGAAUUAUCAAAGUAUCAUGAUUUGGAUACAUUUAAUGAACAAUCCUUUUUAAAGAGUCAACAAUCACACCUUGACGUGGCACCUGUUUCUCAUUCAGAUGAAAAUUUGGUUUCAGAGCAAGAUGAGGAAGAUGGUUCGAAUAUUCAACUCGGAAAUGAAAAUAUUGAUGUCUCUGCCUGGGGAGUGUUUAACCUUUCUUCAACUAUAACGGACGGAUUAAAGGCUCUCAAGUUUGAAAAGCCAACACCAAUUCAAGAAAAGACUCUUCAUUCAAGCUUGAACGGACGAGAUGUCAUUGGCAAGGCAGAAACAGGAUCGGGAAAAACACUUGCAUUUGGAAUUCCAAUAUUGGAGUAUAUAAUCAAGCAAAAAAAAGAGAAUUCUGAAAACCAAUUGGUUGCUCUUAUCCUGACACCAACAAGAGAAUUGGCUAUGCAAAUUAAAAAUCAUCUUCAAAAUGUUGGAAAAUUCUCUACAAAUAAUAUUAUGACAAUUGUUGGAGGUAUGGCGAUUCAAAAACAAAAGAGGUUACUUGAAAGGAAUCCUAACAUAAUUGUUGGUACUCCGGGACGAUUAUGGGAACUUCUUUCCGAGAAUGAGGAAUUUAUAAAUACACUUCGCCAUAUCCGAUUUUUGGUCCUUGAUGAAGCAGAUAGGAUGUUAGAAGCUGGGCAUUUUAAAGAACUGAAUUAUAUACUUUCGAUAUUAUCAAGGAGUAAACAAGAACGAAAUGAUGAUAACAAAAUAAUGCUAGAUGCUAAGAGAGAUAUUCCCGCAAGGCAAACAUUUAUAUUCUCAGCUACUUUAGAUAACAAUUUUAAAAGCAAUCCAAAACGAAAAAAACCACUUAAUGGGAUUUUGAAUUCUCAAGGAACAAUUGCUGAACUGAUGAAUAGGAUAGAAUUUAGAGAUUCUAACCCAUUAUAUGUUGAUAUUGCUCCAAAAGGUUCUGUCGUAGAAACUCUGCAAGAAUCUAAAAUUGAUUGUUUAGCUAGAGAGAAGGAUUUAUACAUGUAUUAUUUCAUUACACGGUAUCCCGGUAGAACUCUUGUGUUUGUGAAUAGUAUUGAUGCGAUUCGUAGAUUGGUCCCGAUAAUGAGAUUACUUAAUAUAGAAGUUUUCGCUCUUCAUGCUCAGAUGCAGCAAAGACAAAGGUUAAAAAAUUUGGAUCGGUUCAAGCAAAAUUCGAACGCGAUUAUGGUCGCUAGUGACGUGGCGGCUCGAGGACUGGAUAUUCCACUCGUUGAUCAUGUGAUACAUUAUCAGUUGCCACGUUCUGGAGAUAUAUAUAUCCAUCGAAGUGGCCGUACAGCACGUGCGCGUAAUGAAGGUAUCAGUUUGAUGUUAUGCAGUCCAGAAGAGUCAGUUUUGUACCGAAAAAUUUGCCAAGAAUUGAAGAAGGUCAAUGGGAUAGCCAAUUUUCCAACCGAUGGUGGAGUGAUCAAUUCCAUGAAGCAGCGUAUUGAUUUAGCAAGACAAAUAGAUCAAGAAGAACACAAGUUGCAAAAGGGCAACCAUGAUGAUGAAUGGUUUAAGAAAGUUGCGGAAGAUCUUGAGGUGGACUUGGACGAUGAUCUUCUUUUCAAUAAAAAAGAGAUUAAUAAAGGGAGACAGAAUAAUGACCCUGUUAAACAUAAAAUUCAAUCAUUAAAACUUCAGCUGAAAAGGUUAUUAUCUCAACCAUUAGUUCCACGUGGUGUAUCUACUAAAUAUUUAACAAGUGGUAUUGUACGUGAUUUAGCUGAUAGAUUGUUAGAUGGUUCAUCGUGUAAUUCUAAAAUUUUGGGGAUACAAAAAUCCAAGGCAACUGAAGAUUUAAAGGAAUUACCGUCGAAGGAAUCCGCUCUUUUCAAACAAAUUCUCGCAAAAACGUUAGCUAUGAAAGGCUUAUUUCUUAACCAUAUGGAUAAGAAAGAAGAUGCUCGAGAAUUCGUACGAAAGGGCCUCCGAUCUGAUUUGAAAAGCCAUAUUUGUUGGCAUGUAUAUGGAUUGCUACAUCGAUCCGAUAAGAAUUAUGGCGAAGCGUUGAAAUGUUAUACCCAAGCUUUAAAAAUCGAUAAGGAUAAUAUGCAAAUCCUUCAAGAUUAUUCUCUGCUUCAAAUCCAAAUGCGAAAUUAUGAAGCUUUUAAUGAAUCACGCCAUCACCUUCUACAGUUGAGGCCAAAUAAUCAAAGAUAUUGGUUAGGACUUGCAAUAUCUUAUCAUCUAUUGGAAAAUUACGAAACUGCUGAAAGAGUUUUGAAAAUUUAUGAAGGAACUCUUAAACCUGGUCAAACAAAUUACGAGCAUAGUGAAAUGCUGCUAUACCAUAAUCUUAUUAUAGAUGAAAGUGGUAAUACUGAAGCGGCUUUAGAACAUUUAGAAUCUAUCAAAGACAACGUUUGUGAUCGUCGGAUUUGGAAAGAAAAAAGAGCCCAGUUUUUAUUGAAACUUAACAGACUUCAAGAAGCAGAGGCAGCCUACGAAGAAUUAAUUAAUGAUAAUCCUGAUUGUUACGGUUAUUGUGAAGGAUUACAAAUAGCUAAAGGGAUUAAUACUAACGACUUGACACCUGAGUGUGAAGAAAAAAUCAUCGAUUUGUAUAAAGAUCUAGCCCAAAAAUAUCCAAAGUCGAACGCGAUAAAACUAUUUCCUCUAUUAUAUACAACUGGCGAUAAUUUUAAGAUGUUUGUAGAUGAAUAUACACAAGCUGCACUUCGUAAAGGAGUCCCGUCCUUAUUUGUCAAUCUCAAAAAGCUUUAUGGCGAUCCUCAAAAAGAAGCUAUUAUCGAGCAAUUAGUUGAAGGAUACCGCGAAUGCCUGAAGAAUAAUAGUACCUUCACUCAACCUAAAAAUGAUGAUUAUGUGAAGGAACCACCUACUGCUUAUCUAUGGACCCUUUACUUGCUUUCCCAGCAUUAUGACAAUAAACGUGACACAACGAAGGCCCUUAUGUUGAUUGACGAAGCAAUCGAACACACUCCUACCUUGGUUGAAUUAUAUAUGACAAAGGGCCGUAUUCUAAAGCAUGGUGGAAACCUUAACGAAGCCAUGAAAGUGAUGAAUGAAGCCCGUGAAUUAGACCUUCAGGACAGAUUCAUUAAUUCGAAAUGUUCAAAGUAUAUGCUCAGAAAUGAUCAAACUGAAGAAGCAGAACAAACAAUCGGGUUAUUUACUAGGGGUGAUGCUCCCGAUCCAUUAACAGAUCUUGCGGAUAUGCAAUGUAUGUGGUUUGUCCUUGAAGAAGGUGAAAGCUAUAUAAGGCAAAAAAAAUGGGGAAAGGCUCUAAAACGGUUUCACCAAAUCGAAAAGCAUUUUUCUGAUAUAACGGAUGAUCAAUUCGAUUUUCAUACUUAUUGCUUACGUAAAGUCACUAUCCGGGCAUACUUGAGGCAUAUAUCAACAAAUAAACAAUCUGUCAAUAAAAUCUAUAUCGAAUUAUACGACAAUCCAAAUAAGGUCACUAUUAUUGAAGAAAAUGAAGACUACGCAAAUAUGACUGAGGGUGAGAAGAAGAAACUAAGAAGCAAGGCUAACAAAGCUGCUCAUAAAAAGCAAAAGGAAGAUGAAGAAAGAAAAGCAAAGGAAGAUGUAAAAAAAAAAGUUGAUAAACCUCAGGACGAUGAUCCGGAUGGUGAAAAGCUUCUUAAGACUGAAGAUCCUUUGGGUGAAGCAUUUAAAUUCUUACUUCCAUUGCAAGAACUGUCGCCAAAAAGGAUAGAAACACAUUUACUAGGAUUCGAGAUCUAUCUACGAAAAAAGAAGUAUCUUCUUGCUCUUAGAGCUCUUUUACGCGCUUACAAUAUAGAUAAAGAAAAUGCUACAUUGCAUAAUGAUAUAAUACGAUUCCAUUUAGCGGGUAAUAAUCAUCACUAUUUGCAACUUUGA